CUGUUUUAGGCUUUUAGUAUACAACACACUGGAGAAGAGAGCGAAUAAACUAAUGGUGGGGAUUCCAGCGAGUUCCGCGCCGCGUUCAAAUGUUAGUCGGCCGUCGGAGAGAGUGGUCGUGCGUGAGAAUUCUCUCGCGCGUACAAAUAAACGUGUGUUUAUUUCCUUUCUCGGUGUUCUCUCACUAACUCGGAAUUUAAAAAAGAAAAAAAGUCUCAAAAAGUGAAAAAAUCCCUUUUUUUACCUUCGAAAAAAAAUGUUUUUGAGUAAAAAAAAUAUCAAUGACAAGUGACGUGGUGUUUCUCGGUGCAUAAAAAAACAAUUGUGUCUAUUGUUUUUUUUGGGAGAAAAAUUAAAAAGAAAAGGAUCGAAAGUUGUACUUAGUGUGAAGGGUGUAUUUUUUUAUUCCCCGACAACGACGACGACAACAAAAUUCCUUUUUGGAUUAUUGUUCUUUUUUUUAAUGGUAUUUUAAAUGAUUUUGAGUGAAAAGUUUUAUUGAAAAAUUGAAGAAGAAAAAAAGUGAAUUUAUUUCUUGGAAAAUGACAGCGGACGGUCUUUUUGAGACUACCAGCAUCCCAGGGCAUCUCGCUCCCACGCCAGAGAGACUGGAGAGGCUCCUCUCAAAACAGACCCUCGAGGAACUCUACGAAGUUGAGGAACAACCUUUCGCACGGGGAAAAUAUGCAACUGUCCGAAGAUGCAGAGAGAGGUCCAGUGGGAGGCAAUGGGCAGCAAAAUUUUUGAGAAAACGAAGAAGAGCGCAGGAGUUUCGUGCAGAGGCACUUCAUGAGGUUGCAGUGCUGGAUGCUGCGGCUCAUUGUCCUCAUCUCGUUUCUCUUCAUCAAGUCUUCGAAACGAAUACCGAGAUGGUCCUCGUUCUUGAAUUGGCUCCCGGUGGAGAAUUACAGAUGGUGUUGGAUAAAGAUGAAAUACCCGAGGAAAGACAAGUUGCAAGGCUUCUUAGACAGAUCCUCGAUGGAAUAGCUUUUCUUCAUUCCUUCAAUGUUGCGCACCUUGACAUUAAGCCCCAAAAUUUGGUAUUGACUGGAGAAUUUCCGGACUGUGACGUGAAACUCUGCGAUUUUGGAAUUUCACGAUACAUCAGCCACGGUGCAGACAUUCGUGAAAUUUUAGGCACACCCGAUUAUGUUGCCCCGGAAGUUCUCAACUACGAGCCAAUAAGUCUGGCCACCGAUAUGUGGUCAGUUGGCGUUUUGUUGUACGUUCUACUAACAGGUUGUUCGCCAUUCGGAGGAGAUACCAAACAGGAAACAUUCUGUAAUAUUAGUCGAUGUCGACUGGACUUUCCCGACGAUCUUUUCGAGGAUGUUUCCAAGGAGGCUCAAGAUCUCAUGCGGAAACUAAUGGUCAAGGAUCCAAGGGAGAGACUAACAGUGAAAGACUGUUUACAACACUCUUGGUUCGCGUUAUUCGACGACCCAGUGGCGUCACUUUCAUCAACAGUAUCGUUAGAAAUCGAAACAAUGACCUCGAGUACAGUAGUUAUUUUGGAACAAGAACCAUCGACACCAGAACCAGAAGUUUGUCCCCGCUCGAAAUCUUUAAUUUCGUCAAAGGUUGAUUCAGAGCCUAACAAAGGGACAAAUGCUGUAGAUGGAAAAACAUCAGUAUCAUCAUCAUCAUCAAAUUCCCCAUCAUCAUCAUCAUCAUCAUCAGCAACGAGAGCUGUUUCAUCGCACACGGAAAAUAUUUACUCAAAGCCAAAGACAUCAUCGCCAUUAAGAAUUGGUCUCAGCGCAAAUCGAAGGGAUACAUUCAAAAAAAAUAUGGAGUCUUUGGCGCAAAAAUUUUCAACGAGUACAGAAAUUGUCAUCUUGGAGGGCAGUGGAUCCAGUGUUACACAGAGAAGAGCAACUGCGACACAUACAAUGCCAGCUGGUGAAGUAUUCAAGUGUAUGCCAGUGUUUAUUUUAGGCGAGGAACAACAAUGCAGCGACAGUGGCAGUGACACUGUCUCCGAAAUAUCGACAGACAGUUCCAGCGAUCGCAGUUCCAUUUAUUCGGACGAUUCACUUGAUUUUAUUUUAUAUGGCAAAAAUCAAGGGAGGGCCAGUUUUCCAUUCACCGGUCCUGAGUCUGAUAGGUGGGAACAGAGGCAUCAUCAACGAGUAUGGCCUAGGGAGUGCAACGGUGUCGUGAGCAAGGCCCUGAGUCGUUUCACAGAGCCUGGCUGUGGAAAACUCACCAAGAGUACAACACCGCCAUGUUCCCGGGGAAAAACAGGUUUAGAAGCACUACGUGAACGAGGAGGUAACCUCGUCGUGAUUAGAGAGCCCGUUAGAGCCGGAAGGUACACAAGAUACAGUGAAGUUCAAUGCGAGUCAGUGCAGGCGAGAAUUCGAAGGUUUCAAAUUCACGGCGGAUCCUAAAUUUAUCAAUUUUAUCAAAACAAUUUCGGAAAACAAUUAAAGAGAACAAGAAUUCCUCAUCUCUUUCUCUCAUAUAAGAGAGGCAGGAACAAUUCUCUUCUUUUGCGAAAAGAAGAAUUCAAUUGCAAAAGAAGAAUUCAUUUGCAGAAGAAUUCAUUUGCAAAAGAAUUUAUUUGCAGAAGAAUUCUUUUUGGCGAAAUAAGAAAUUUUUUUUUCGCUAAAGAAAAAAAAAAUUCUCCUGCUAAACAAAGGAAUUCUGUUCUUUGCAUUUCAUCGGAUGAUGAAAUAAUAACUGGCGCUGUGCGUGCUCAAAUUAUAGGCAGCUUGGAAACCUGUCUAGGGCCUCGUUAUCUCCCGAGGAUGAUAGACCAACGUUCAGUCAUUUUUAUUUGUAAAUAGGAAUGCGUGCUCCGUUGUAAAUAAUGUAACGAGUGUGAGAGAUGAUUAUGAUGAUAAAAUUAUCUUUAUUUUCCAUUCCGAUGGAAUGUGUGCGAGACAAUGUCAUUGUAAAUAGGGAGGACAAAAGUUAUGGUGCGAAUUUUUGAAAGAAAGAAAGAGAGAGAGAAAAAAAAAAUUUAUAUUAUAUAAAUAUAUAUAAUUAUAUUAACUCGGAUCAGCGGGGCAGUUAAAAGUCUGCCGAUGAUCAAUCGAUAGACUGAUUUACCGUCCCUUCGAAACGCGAUUAACAAAUAUUAUAAUUCUUUCCUGCCAUUUUUCCUAUCAUCAUCAUUAUCAUAAAAUUGGCGACAUCAAUCAUUAAAUUUAUUUUCAAAAUUAAAAAAAAUAGACUUUCAAAUGAUAUCAUUAGAUUAGAAAUCGAAUUUUUUUCUCCCUUUUGUCUUACGACUCGAAAUUUUCAACAACAAAAAAAUUCAGCGUCAAAAAAAUUUUUUCUCCGACUUCUAGUCUAGUGAUAUCAUUUUUCCCCUAAAAAACAAAAUCAAAUGUGUUCAUCAGAAAAUCGGUGCCUUGCUACUAAAAAAAUAAUUACUCUGAGAAAAAUCUGAAUAAAAAUUGAGAAAAAUUGAGAAAAAA
Leptopilina heterotoma is the source of this 3428-nucleotide messenger RNA. RefSeq names its product death-associated protein kinase related-like. Bases 543 to 2393 code for a protein of 616 amino acids. Lineage: Eukaryota; Metazoa; Arthropoda; Insecta; Hymenoptera; Figitidae. Gene Ontology annotation, biological process: protein phosphorylation; positive regulation of apoptotic process; intracellular signal transduction. The record is from RefSeq and is a predicted model, not a curated record. The transcript is spliced from 7 exons. Gene Ontology annotation, cellular component: nucleus. Gene Ontology annotation, molecular function: ATP binding; protein serine/threonine kinase activity.